AUGCCGGUCGAUCGACGGAAAGCCGCCGUGUUCGGCGGUGCUUUCGUCUUGCGACUUCUCCUCUUGCUCCUGUUCCCCUCGCUGCCGGACCUGCUGACGGGCAGAGUCGAAGUCUCUACACCAGUGAACAGUUUCAAAAGACUCCAAGAAGGCCUUUUUCUUUACACUCGAAAUGGUUCCCCUUAUGACGGAGGCGUCUUCCAUCAGGCGCCGCUUCUUCUUCCCAUGUUCGCACUACUACCGAAUGCCAGAGACUAUCCGUUAGCGACGGCCAUCUUCUACGCUCUGAUUGACCUUGUUAAUGCCAAUGCCUUGGUCACCAUAUCCGACUCCAACCAGGCGAUAUCCGGAAGAUUGUAUACGGCGUUGCGAAAGGAUAUCAAGUGGGAUGGAGUGGAUGUGGCAGCAUGGUACCUUUUCAACCCUUUCACCAUUGCCGCCUGUCUGGGCCGAUCCACAAGCGCCUUCACUUCGACCGCAAUCCUUUAUGCUCUGUCCAAUGCCGUUACUGGGAAUAGCUUCAAUGCCAUGCUCGCUCUAGGAUGCGCGUCAUAUUUGUCUAUCUACCCGGCCCUCCUGUUUGUUCCGCUCGUGCUUUUGUGUUACGAUCGACGUGCUCAAGGCGCGAAGCCUCCAUCUGGAGUUGCAAUCUUCUCCCUUCAGCACUUUGGCAUACUUUUGCUCAGCGUCGGAGGGCUUCUGGGCCUAUCCUACUUAGUCGUUCCCGACUUUCGGCAGUUUAUCUCUGCAACAUACGGUUUCCAAUUGCUUGUCCCUGACUUGACUCCUAACAUUGGCCUCUGGUGGUAUUUCUUCAUUGAGAUCUUUGAUUCUUUCCGAGAAUUCUUCCUUGGCGUCUUCUGGCUCCAUCUAACGGGCUAUGUCGGUGGUCUCACCGUUCGAUUGCGCAAGCAGCCUCUUUUUGUUCUGACUUCCCUCUUGGGCAUCUUCGCCGUCUUCAAGCCGUAUCCUAGUAUUUCGGAUGCCUCCUUGUACUUUGCACUUCUCCCUCUUUACCGGCAUCUGUUCCCCUUGAUGCGCUACACCUUUUUUGCCAUUUCGGCUCUAUUGUACGCCACCCUACUGGGCCCUGCAUUCUACUACUUAUGGAUCUACGCUGGAUCUGGCAAUGCCAACUUCUUCUAUGCGAUCACACUGGUGUGGAGUCUGGGACUCUCCAUCCUCUUGGCAGACACAAUCUUUGCUGCUCUCAGAGACGAGUGGGAGCAGGAGAACCCAGAGAUGCAGGGCAAAGAUGUCAGACAGGUUUAG
Aspergillus thermomutatus is the source of this 1272-nucleotide messenger RNA. Its product is annotated as GPI-anchor transamidase subunit GAB1. The transcript has 5 exons. The record is from RefSeq and is a predicted model, not a curated record. Gene Ontology annotation, cellular component: membrane; GPI-anchor transamidase complex. NCBI's taxonomy places the organism in Eukaryota, Fungi, Ascomycota, Eurotiomycetes, Eurotiales, Aspergillaceae. The coding region runs from base 1 to 1272 and encodes 423 amino acids. Gene Ontology annotation, biological process: attachment of GPI anchor to protein; protein localization to cell surface.